AUGAUAGACGCCCAGUACCCCGCGUGGUGCCACGAUGACGAUGCCCCUGUCAGUCAGGUGGAGCUCAAGGACAUCUUCGAGGAUCUGACUGCGAAAUUUGGUUUCCAACACUCGUCUAAGGAUAACAUGUUUCACCACCUACUGGCCCAGCUAGACUCUCGGGCCAGCAGAUCUACCGCACGGACAGCAUUGGUUUCCCUCCAUGCGUCAUACAUCGGUGGCAACGAAGCAAACUUCAAGAAAUGGUAUUUUGCCGCGCAGCUGGAUCUCGACGAGGAAAUAGGGUUUCAGAACAUGAAGCUGCACGGCAAAGCGCGUAAGAGAAACUCUGAGCUUGCCAAGAAACGUGGCUUAUCGAUUGAGGAUCAGCUCCAGCAGUGGAAAGAGCAGGAAGAGGAGUUCAUUAAGAGCCAUCCCAAAAUCUCCAUAACGCCAGCUCAACUGAAAGAGGACAAGAACUACAAGAUAGCAGAUUUCAAAUGGAAGCUGAAAAUGCGGCAACUGGAGCCCGCACAGAUGGCUCGUCAAUUGGCGCUCUACUUCUUGUGCUGGGGUGAAGCAAACCAGAUAAGAUACACACCGGAGUGCUUGUGCUUCAUUUUCAAAUGUGCGCUGGAUCAUGAUUCAAACAUCGAAGACGACUGCGAAAAGACCAGGCCCGAAUACACGUAUCUCAAUGAGGUCAUCACUCCCUUAUACCACUUCUUGCGAUCUCAAGUGUACGAUGUCAAUGCGAAAAAUGGGAAAUUAAACAAACUUGAAAAAGAUCACAAAGACAUAAUCGGAUACGAUGAUGUGAAUCAGUUAUUUUGGUACCCAGAAGGCAUUGAAAGGCUUGUUCUUGAAUCAGGAGAGCGGCUAGUGGACAAGCCACGCCACCAGCGAUACAAUUGUUUCAAAAAUGUCCAAUGGAAUAAAGCUUUUUACAAAACUUACAAAGAGACCAGAACUUGGAUGCAUUGCGCUACAAAUUUCAAUAGAAUUUGGAUAAUCCACCUGUCCUCGUUUUGGUUCUUCACAUCCUUCAACGCCCCAACGCUCUAUACAAAGGAUUACGUUCAAUUACUCAAUAAUCCCCCUACACCGCAAGCACGGCUAUCUGCUGGGGCCUUAGGGGGGACUGUGACUUGUCUUAUCCAAAUUGUGGCUACGCUGUUCGAGUGGAGCUUUGUACCACGUAAAUGGCCCGGUGGGCAACACUUGACAAAAAGAAUGAUUGGCUUACUCCUUUGUCUGUUCAUCAAUGUCGCGCCAUCCAUAUAUGUUUUCGGGUUUUUUGAUCUUGACGUCCAUUCGGGUUACGCUUACGUUGUGUCCAUCAUUCAGCUAGUAGUAGCCAUCAUAACCACUCUAUUCUUCGCGAUCAGACCUUUGGGCGGAAUAUUUGGCUCUUACCUGCACAAAGGUCAGAAGAAGAGGCGUUAUACCUCGUCGCAGUCUUUCACCGCCCAGUUCCCCAAACUCACGGGGCGUAGCAAAUGGUUCUCCUGGGGUCUCUGGCUAUUUGUAUUCGUGGGAAAAUUCAUAGAAUCAUACUUCUUCCUGACAUUAUCCUUACGUGAUCCCAUACGAGUUUUAUCAAUAAUGGACAUGAGCAGAUGCAGAGGAGACACGCUAUUAGGGGCACGUUUUUGCCGGCUUCAACCAAAAAUUACGCUCGGAAUUAUGAUCUUGACAGAUUUGGUACUCUUCUUUCUGGACACUUAUCUGUGGUACAUUAUAUGCAAUUGCAUAUUCUCUAUUAUCCUCUCCUUCUCCCUCGGCACCUCCAUUCUCACUCCUUGGAAAAACAUCUAUUCAAGACUGCCUAAACGCAUCUAUUCAAAAAUUCUUGCAACGUCCGAAAUGGACGUCAAAUAUAAACCUAAAAUUUUGGUAUCUCAAAUUUGGAAUGCCAUUGUGAUAUCGAUGUACAGGGAACAUCUACUGUCAAUUGAACAUGUUCAAAGACUUCUUUAUCAGCAAGUUGACUCUAUGACCCACGACAAACGAGCUUUAAAGUCACCAACGUUUUUUGUAGCGCAAGACGACUCGACUUUUAAAUCAAUGGAGUUCUUCCCGGAAAACUCCGAGGCAGAGCGACGUAUCUCUUUUUUUGCCCAAUCGCUUUCUACUCCAAUAACAGAGCCAAUGCCAGUGGAGUGCAUGCCUACUUUUACGGUUCUAAUUCCUCACUACUCCGAAAAGAUUUUACUGUCGCUGAAGGAAAUUAUAAAGGAAGAAUCAACAAAAUCGCGUAUUACUUUACUCGAGUACUUGAAACACCUACAUCCCACUGAAUGGGAAUGCUUCGUUCGUGACACCAAAUUGCUGACUCUUGAGAGUAAUGCAGAGCAAAGUUACGACCCGGAUAGUAAUUCCGAAUUCCUAAAAAAAGGCACCGGAGACUUCUCGAAAGAUGCGGAUGAUAGGUUCAGAUUAAUUCAAGGGAAGAUAAAAGAUCUGCCUUAUUACUGCAUGGGAUUUAGUAAAUCCGAUCCCGAAUAUACUCUUCGAACACGGAUAUGGGCAUCACUGAGAUUCCAAACGCUGUACAGAACUAUCACAGGCUUUAUGAAUUACUCAAAAGCGAUAAAACUGCUUUACCGAAUUGAAAAUCCUUCAAUGGUUCAAGCUUUUUGUACUAACUUUGAUGAUAUGGAGCGGGAAUUAAGGAAUCUGUCUCGAAGAAAGUUUAGGAUGGUCGUUGCAAUGCAACGGUUUGCAAAGUUUGAUAAGGAAGAACAAGAAGCGGCAGAUCUGCUCUUACGCGCCUAUCCGGAUAUGUGCAUCUCGUACUUGGAAGAGAUUCCAGAAGAGGAUGGCGAACCGAAAUUCUACUCUUGUUUAAUUGACGGCCAUUGUCAAGUCGAUGAAGCUUCAGGCAAAAGAAUUCCACACUUCAAGGUUCGGCUUUCAGGCAAUCCAAUCCUUGGUGACGGAAAGUCAGACAAUCAAAACCACUCUCUCAUUUUUUAUCGUGGAGAGUAUAUCCAAGUCAUCGAUGCUAACCAAGACAACUACCUUGAGGAAUGCUUGAAAAUACGGUCUAUUCUAAGUGAAUUUGAAGAAUUAGAUGUGGAGGAGGACAGUCCAUACGUACCUGGUAUCGAAGAAAGAGAGAAACCUGCACCUGUUGCGAUUCUUGGGGCACGAGAGUACAUCUUUUCGGAGAAUAUUGGCGUAUUAGGCGACAUAGCUGCUGGGAAAGAACAGACCUUCGGCACACUUUUUGCCAGAACUCUUGCAGAGAUCGGAGGUAAACUGCACUAUGGUCAUCCAGACUUUCUGAAUGCAAUUUUCAUGACGACGCGAGGGGGAAUUUCCAAGGCUCAAAAAGGCCUCCAUCUCAACGAGGAUAUUUACGCCGGGAUGGCCGCAAUAUGCCGUGGAGGUAGAAUAAAGCAUAGUGAUUACUACCAAUGCGGUAAAGGACGAGAUUUAGGAUUUGGGUCAAUUCUAAAUUUUACGACUAAAAUUGGUGCAGGUAUGGGCGAGCAACUCUUAUCAAGAGAGUACUAUUACCUUGGAACCCAGCUACCAAUUGACCGCUUCCUUUCUUUCUUUUACGCCCACGCAGGGUUUCACCUCAAUAACCUGUUCAUUACGCUUUCCGUCCAGAUCUUCUUCGUACUCCUGAUAAACCUUGGGGCUUUGAAUCACGAAACAAUAAAGUGUAAUUAUAACAGAGAUCUACCGAUUACUGAUCUGCAACAACCUAUUGGUUGCUACAACAUAGAGCCUGUUCUUCACUGGGUUACAAUUUUUGUGCUGUCCAUCUUCAUCGUUUUCUUCAUCGCUUUUGCUCCACUUCUUAUACAGGAAUUGCUAGAGAAGGGCGCGUGGAAGGCAUUGUCCAGGUUUUUGCAUCACUUGCUUUCGUUAGCGUCAUUCUUUGAGGUAUUCGUCUGUCAAAUAUAUGCCAGCGCUCUUCUCACAAAUGUUACAUUUGGUGGCGCUAAGUAUAUUUCGACAGGACGAGGAUUUGCAAUUACUCGAUUGGACUUUCCUCAGCUUUACUCCAAGUUUGCGUCAAGCUCCAUUUACUCAGGGUCUAAGAUUUUCCUCAUGUUGAUUUUUGCCACAAUUUCAAUGUGGCAGCCAGCUUUGCUUUGGUUCUGGAUAACGGUAAUUUCUAUGUGCCUUGCACCCUUCUUGUUCAAUCCACAUCAAUUUACCUUUACGGAUUUUUUUGUUGACUACAGAAACUUCAUUCGGUGGUUGUCCAGCGGUAAUGCCACAUUCGACUCGAAUUCGUGGGUAGAGUAUGUCAGAAGUUCUCGAGCAAGGUUCACUGGGUUCAAAACGAAAUUGAUAGAUGAUGUCUCUGAAAGAGGCGCUCGAGAAACUAAGAGGGCGCAACUCCCUGAUAUAUUUGUCGCGGAAAUAUUGAUUCCGACCUGUGUGGCUGGCCUGAGUUUUACAGCUUACACGUUCAUUAAUGCUCAGACAGGAGUUGCAUCCGCGCGACCUACUUCUGCGGUCGUUCGGCUGGGGGUUGUUACGUUCCUUCCAAUUUUUGCAAAUCUGACGAUGCUUCUGGUAUGCUUUUCUCUCUCCUGUUUCGCCGCCCCAUUGUUGUCUUUGUGCUGCAAAAAGAUUGGAACCACGAUAGCCGCCGUGGUCCACGGUUUUUCAGUGAUAAUAUACUUGGUCGAUUUCGAGGUAAUGUGGCUGCUAGAAGGGUGGAAUUUUACGCGAGCGCUCUUGCUUCUGAUUACUUGUAUCAACUUUCAAGAAGUGCUUAUCAAGAUUUUUACAGUGUUCUUUCUGACGCGGGAAUACAAAAACAACAAGUCCCACCUGGCAUGGUGGUCUGGUAAAUGGUACAACACGGGAAUGGGCUGGUCUGUUGUAUUGCAGCCGACGCGAGAGCUGUUUGUUAAAACCAUCGAAUGCAGCCUUUUCGCAGGCGACUUUAUAUUGGGACACAUGCUGAUGUUCGUUCAACUUCCGCUCGUGUGUACCCCGUUCGUCAACCGCUGGCACUCGAUAAUUUUAUUUUGGAUGAAGCCCAAAAACCUGGUCUCAAACAAGUUAGCAUACACCAAGAAGCAGAAAAAACGUCGCAGACGCAUUGUCCAGAAGUACUUCUUCCUGCACUUCAUGAUUUUGUUGGUAUUCCUAGCGCUGUUGAUAAGCCCUUUUUACGUUUCGCAGUACAUGCCAAAGGGACCUGAAUUUUUCCAGGAAACGCACUUAGAGGGACUAUUCCAGCCCAAAGCUCAGGAUAAAAAUGAUACGGGUACAAGAGCACCUGCCCAUAUUCUCACCACAACCCCUCCCAUGCCUGUGUUUAAGACAGUUCCUUAG
Lachancea meyersii CBS 8951 is the source of this 5292-nucleotide messenger RNA. Lineage: Eukaryota; Fungi; Ascomycota; Saccharomycetes; Saccharomycetales; Saccharomycetaceae. The record is from the annotation of a GenBank genome assembly.